AUGAGAGGAGAGGAGGGUGAAGCUUUGACAAGGACACUUCUGAUUUUUCCCUGCUUUGGGCGUCUCUCGGCAGCUAAAGAGGAGGGUGAAGCUUCUUUGACAAGCAAGAGAUUGUUAAAGAAGAUAAGCAUCACAUCAUCUCAAUUCAUCAAGGACCCUGAAACACUAAUAUCCAAAGAUGGUAACUUCACCUUUGGAUUCUUUAGCCCUAUAAAUUCUACAAAUCGCUACGUUGGAAUUUGGUGGAAAUCUCAAUCUACAAUCAUAUGGGUGGCAAACAGAAAUCAACCACUGAAUGAUUCUAAUGGGAUUGUCACAGUAUCUGAAGAUGGAAAUCUUGUCGAAUUAAAUGGACAGAAACAAAAGUGUUUGGAUGCAUCAAGUGUUUCCAACAUAGCAUCCAAUACAAGUUGUCAGUUUUCAGACUUCGGUAACCUUGUCCUUUUGGACAGCACAACUGGAAACACCUUAUGGCAGAGUAUUCAGCAACCUUCGGAUACAUUACUGCCUGGCAUGAAACUUUCAAUCAACAAAAGAACAGGUAAGAGUAUAAACCUAAAUUCAUGGGAAAGCCCUUCUGACCCAUUCGUUGGCAACUUCUCUUGUAGUACUGUUGAAAGUCUACAUAUAAUUGAAGUGUUCAUUUGGAAUGAUACUCGACCAUAUUGGCGCAGUGGUCCUUGGAAUGGCGGGGUCUUCACUGGGAUACAGACAAUGACAGUAGUGGCAUAUUUCUUUAGUUUUCGAGGGGGUGAUGAUGGAGAAGGGAAUACUAACAUAUAUUAUACAAUACAAAAUGAUGAGGAAUUUAUCAUCUAUCACCUGAAUUCGCAAGGAAAAUUAUAA
Molecule: messenger RNA, 846 nt
Organism: Trifolium pratense (red clover)
Lineage: Eukaryota; Viridiplantae; Streptophyta; Magnoliopsida; Fabales; Fabaceae
Product: G-type lectin S-receptor-like serine/threonine-protein kinase At1g11300
Exons: 4
Coding region: 1-846 (281 amino acids)
Biological process (GO): recognition of pollen
Source: RefSeq, a predicted model, not a curated record